AUCAUCUUAAACAAGGGAUAUCAAUUCUUCUUCCCUUUAUUGGCGCAAAAAUAAAAAGCCCUAGCUCUCACACAGCACAAGUAGAUACACGAAGAGAGCGGAGGAAGAUAAACACAUCAAAUCAAUUUCUGCAACUUCAUAGCUCGCACCAAAGGUUAAAUACUAUGGACGUGGAUGGAAAAAAUACGUCUCAAGAGAAUAUUGAUUCAAAGGGGGCGUUCCGUAAGCUCUCAAAUGAUGCUGUUAACAGGAAAUACAGGCGUCGGACUCCUGUUGGUGGAUCAUCCUCGUCUGAUGGGAGCCCUGCCCGCAAGAGGAGCUCUAGUCCUAUCCCAUCAAGGAAGGAUGAUUGGCGACACAAGGAUGAUUAUAUAGAUAGGGGUUCCAGUAGAAACCGACAAGAUCGAAGUGGUGAAUCUCAAAGGCAGUCUGAUCGACAAUCUUCUAGGAGUUCCCGCAAUUACCACAAGCAAAAUGAUUAUCCCAGACAUGGCAGGCAUACUGAUGAUGAUGACAGAGGAUAUUCAAAGCUAAGCUCUCAUUCUCAUCGUGAUUCAAGAGUGGACAAUUAUGGUAACAACUCCAGGCGUGAUAAUGAUCAUAGAUCAAGAUACUCCCCACGUGACACUGACAAACACUACCGAGAUAGGUAUGGGGAUUUAGGGCAUAGAAGCAAGAAUCAGGAGAGAGAAUCUUCAUCGUUCAAAGAUAAAGAUUUAUCAUUUGAUAGAGUAGGAUCAGGUAGGCGUUCUAAUAACUCUAGCAUUGACGAUAAUAGAUCCAGGGAGAGUGAUAGGUAUAAGGAGUAUAGAGACAGCCGAGAUGAGAAAGGGUACCGUAGGAGCGAUCGUUCACCUGCUUAUGAGGAGUCUAGAAGCAACAAAAAUGAGUCAAAUUCAAGAAAAGAUCCACAGGUUGAUGCUAUGGAGUUGGAUGGUGAGAAAUACACCAAAGAGGAAAGGAAGAACUAUGAGGACCGAGAGAAGAUAUUUGAAGACAGAAAUGUUGCUUCUAGUAAAGGGCGAGUGUCUCCAUCUAAGAAGUCAAAAUUCUCAGGCAUGGAUGAGAGUUCUGCGCAGGGAAAAGAUGCAAAUGCAGCUGAUGGACAACUCUGUUCGAACUCAAAACAAGGUCAAGAUCCAAAUAAUGAAUUGUCUUUGGAGCAGGGCGUGAAAGACUCUGAUAUUGAUGCUGCAAAAAUUGCUGCAAUGAAGGCUGCUGAAUUAGGUAUAUUUCUUCUU
Messenger RNA from Solanum stenotomum, 1241 nucleotides. RefSeq lists its product as uncharacterized. The annotation marks the transcript as partial. NCBI's taxonomy places the organism in Eukaryota, Viridiplantae, Streptophyta, Magnoliopsida, Solanales, Solanaceae. The record is from RefSeq and is a predicted model, not a curated record. The transcript has 4 exons.